UCACGGUUUUCAGUUAUUUUUUGUUGCGUCGGAGUUUCACGUUUUCCUCAAAUUAUAACUUAUUUUGUAAACUUCAUAUUAUUUGAGCGAAAAUCGUAAUACUAUUAUUUUUUAGUUUAAUAUUAAAAGUUGAUGAAUUGUGAUUCACAGUUAUGACAUUUAAAUUACAGUCAUCGUAAAUUACAUUUGUAAGAAUGUUUGGUUCAGGGUCAGGAGCAUUUUCUGGGGGUGCUGGUAAUACGUCUGGUUUUGGUCAGUCAGCCUUUGGUAAACCUGCAGCACCUGCUGUCUUUGGACAAACUAAUACAUCGCUAUUUAAUCAGACAACACAACCAAAUACUGGACUUUUUGGUACUACUGCUGCUGCACCAGCUUUUGGUCAAACACCAACAGCUCAACCGACAUUUGGAGGUUUCAACACUGGCCAAACAUCACUAUUUGGAACUCCAACUGCUACACAAGCAUCAACUGGUGGAGGAUUAUUCAGCCAGCAAAAUGCUUCAAUGGUGGCCAAUGCUGGAAGUGGAAUAUUUGGUUCAAGUAAUACUAAUACAUCAUUCGGACAAUCAAAACCAGUUGGUACAGGAUUCUCUUUUGGAGCUCCUGCUGCACAGCCAACUGGUAAUUUAUUUGGGACACCUCAAACAAGCACUGCUGGUACAGGAAUGUUUGGCACUGCUAAUACAGGUACAUUUGGCUCUACGCCUGGAUUUGGGGCAUCAUCUGCCGGUGGUACAACUAUAAAGUUUAACCCUGUAACUGGUACUGAUAUAAUGGUAAAAAAUGGUGUUAACCAAACAAUUAAUACUAGACAUCAGUCAAUAACUGUUAUGAAAGAAUAUGAAUCAAAAAUAUUUGAAGAACUUAGAUAUGAAGAUUAUAGUGCUAAUCGAAAAGUUGGUCAACAGGGCGCGGUCAGCAGUGGAUUAUUUGGAUCUUCUAAGCCUUUAUUUAGUUCAACAACAACUACAAAUACAGGUUUAUUUGGAUCCAAUGAAAAUAAACCACUUUUUGGUUCAUCUUCAACAACACCAGGUAUGGGAGGAUUUGGGAAUACUGGUACUACCAAUGUUUUUGGUGCACAGAAUAGUAUAUUUGGAAAACCACAGCAAACAACUCCAGCGUUUGGUGCCCAAGCACCAACUCAAUCAUUUGGUAUGAAUACAACUCAACCUAGUAUUUUUGGAGCCAAUACAGCCCAGACAUCUAAACCAUUUGGAGUUGCAGCCCCUCAAACAAAUAUAUUUGGUAGUACUGCUCCUUCAACUUUUGGUACUCAAACAACUACAGGAUUUGGUCAAACUGCUGGAUUUGGUCAAACUAAUCAGAAUAAUUUAUUUGGUCAGAAUAAACCAGGAUUUGGUAUUGGAGGAACACAAACAACUACUGGUUUUGGUUUUGGAACUAAUACAUCUACUAGUGCUAAUGGUCUUUUUGGAAGUAAACCUGCAAAUACUGGUUUUCAAAUGACUACUCCAGCUUUUGGAACGAACAAUGCUUUUGGAGCUACAUCAGCAGCUCAACCAGCUACUGGUAGUUUGUUUGGUUCUAAUGCAUUUAACAAGACACCAACUACAACAUUAUUUAAUCAACCAGCAAACCAACAAACUGGUGUAUUUAAUAAUGCUGCAAAACCUGGAGGAUUAUUUGGACAAGGAACACAAGGAACAGGAAUUUUUGGUUCAACUAAUACUAAUAAUUUUGGUACAGGAUCUUCAUUUUUUGGUACUAAUCAACAAGCUGGUGGAAUUGGACUUUUUGGAAAUACAAACAAUGUUCAAUUAGCUACAAAUCAAGUGUCACAAAGUAAUCAAAUUCAAUUACAACUAGAUGCAUUAAAAGCAAUGCCAUAUGGUGAUUCACCUUUGUUUAAAAGAUUUUAUAAGGAUGUGUCUAAAGUAGAUGAUUCAUCUCUUGUGCGAACACAAAAUGUAACACUUGAGAAGUUUGGUAGUUAUAAGGUUUCUCCAAUACCAACACCAAAAAGUGCACCCCAAGUUCGUAGAAAUUUCCCACAAUUUAAUCGUAAAUCUUUAUUUGAUGGACUUGAAGAAUCUCCUCCAUCAAUGAAAAAUCGAGAGAAUAAAAUCAUAGAUAAUUCUUUAUUGCUUAAUGUUUUUUCACCAAGAUCAGGCUGCAAAAAAUUAAUUUUAAAAAAAGACUCUAAUGACUGUAGUAAAUUAAAUAGUGGAAAUAGUAUGAUUAUGCAUACUAAACCUCUUGCAAAAUUAGAGUUAUAUUUUUCAAAUAAACAAAGUUCGCCUGAAAAAAAUUCACAAAAACUUGAUUUAUCUAUUAAUGAAGAAAAUAAUACAAUUGCUCAAUUACAAAGCAAUCAGCAAGUUAGUUUGAAUACUUCAAAAGAGACAGAAGUCAAUGAUACUCUGAAAAAUAAUAUUAAUGAUUCUGUUAUUGAUAAUCAAGAUCCUUUGAUUGAUCCUAAUACUCCUGAAGCUGAAGAUCAUCCUACUGGAAUGAAGUUAAGACGCAUUGGAUAUUAUACUAUUCCACCUAUGAAUGAACUGGCUGAAUUGGUUAAUGAAGAUGGAUCAUGUUUUGUUGAUGGAUUUACUAUAGGUCGAUAUGAUUAUGGAAAUGUUUUUUUUCCUGAUCGUUUUAAUGUUGCCGGGUUAGACUUAGACUCUAUAGUUCACAUAAGACAUAGAGAAAUUAUAAUUUAUCAAGAUGAUGAAAAUAAACCUCCAUUAGGCGAGGGAUUAAAUAGAAAAGCUACUGUUACUCUGGAUCGUGUCUGGCCUAAUGAUAAAACAACUAAGCAACCAAUCACAAAUCCUGAUCGAAUUGCUGCUACAAACUUUGUUAUAAAACUUCAAAGGGCAUGUGCUAAAUUAAACUCUCAAUUUGUUGAUUAUCGUUCAGAUACAGGGUCUUGGGUCUUUAAUGUUGACCAUUUCUCAAAGUAUGCUCUUAUCGACUCAGAUGAUGAAGACGAAGAAAAUGUAGUGGUUAAUAAUAUUGAAUCUAAAACUCUUCCAAAACCAAUUUCACAAAAACCUAAACUUACAAAACCAGCAGAAAAUCUAAGCCCAAAACCAAAUGUUAUGAAACCAUUAUUAGAUCUUUCUGUUGGUCUCGACAGGACUCAAUCACCUAAUCAGUAUUUAUUGAAACCAAAUAUGCAACUUUCAACAAUUAAUCAACUAUCUAAUGAUUCACGCAUUAUGCAUUAUAAUGAUAACAAUAAAGAAAAUAGCAUCAGUGUAACUGCUCAAUUGUCACAACAUAUGAAUUUACAGCCACAUAAGAUUCAAUGUAUGAAAGCUUCAUUUGAUGACAUUUUUUAUAAUGAAUUUGAGCCAAUGGAACAAGAUGAUACUUAUGAACAAAAAGAUAAAUUUGAAGAUAAGUUGGAAAAAAUUUUGGAAACCAUUCCAGAGUAUAUAAUUAGUCCUAAACAUUAUGAUGGAUUUUCCAAGUCUAAGUCCAUUAUCACUCCAACAGAUAAUCAAGUGUCUCCAAAAUGUUUCAUUUCAAAACAAAAAAAAAAAGUUCAAGUGAUUGAAGUUUUAAAACCAGUUUUAACUGCUCCUCUUCAAGCUCAACGGUUCAACCUAAAAUAUGGUUCCAGUAUUCGUAUACCAUUUGAAGUGAAAUUAAAUAACUCUUGUGAAUCUAGUAAAUUGGCAUUGCUAGAUACUUCAUCACUAAAAAUUCCGUGGUCAUACAAUUUAUCAUUCAUUUCACUGAAUACAAAAUCUAAAGAAAGUUUUAUGUCAUCAAAAGGAAUAGACAUAAGUUACUUAGCAACAGAAUUGUCUGGACGUGGAAAAGAUGAUUAUUCUCCCACAGUUGUUCAAAAAAUACAAAUUUUAACUCCUCUUCCAACUGAGACAUUCAUUGAAUUAUUAACAGAACAUCUACAAAUUUGUAUGACAAAUAGUAAUUGUGAUGUUGAAAAAAACUUUCCAUAUUUUUAUCCAACUUCUGGAGUAGAUGCAUUACAUUCACAUUGUUAUUUAUUAGCACAAUUUUCGGAACUUCCUGAAGAAAAAUGCUAUGCACAUGUAUGGGAAUUGAUUAAAGCGUUAUGGGGCGAUCCUGAAAAUUUAUUUACAAAAGACUGCCCUCAAGAACAUGUAUACAAUAUGGCUAGACGUCAAGCUGUGUCUGAUUGGCUAGAAACUAUAUUGGAGAAGAUGGAAGAUCUUAAAUGUACUAAUGAUUCUAUAUCCAAAAAAAUGUUAAGACUGGUUUCAGCCCACAAAAUUAUGGAAGCUUGCGAUUUAGCUAUUUCUAAUAAUGAAUUCAAUUUAGCUAUGCUAUUAGCACAAUUAGGCAGUGAAAAUUCUGUUAGAUGUUGCAUUCAACGACAACUUUGGCAAUGGUUCAAUAGUAAAGCUGAUUUAUUCAUAGAUAUUGACCAUCUUAAACUGUACACCUUGAUAUCUGGUCAACCUUUAUUCGAUUCUAACCAAGGAAUAGUAAAUGUUUGUGAAAAUUUAGAUUGGAUUAGAGCUUUUGCUCUGCACUUGUGGUACAUACAGCCUCCAUCUGGUACUAUUAGUGAUGCAUUGGAUGCUUACGAAAGUUCAUUCGAAAGCGAUGACCCAUAUGCAUGUAAACCAUACUAUUCACAUAAUGGUUGUACAAUAGAUAAUAAUGAUAUAUUUGCAACAUUUGAUGUUUGUUACCAUUUAAUGAAACUCUAUACAAAUUCAGCGUAUGAAAUUUACAAAAUUGUAAAUCCUCUUUCACAUACGCAAGAUCCUUUAGAUUAUAGUUUUAGCUGGCUUUUGUAUAAUACAUUACAGUCUCUAGGCUAUACACAAAUGACGGAUACAUAUGCUAAUCAGUUACAUUCAAAUUUUGCUUCACAAUUAGUAUCACAUGGACUAUGGCAUUGGGCUGUAUUCAUUCUACUACAUAUCAAAGAUGAUCAAUUAAGAGAAAGCUCAGUUGAAGAGGUAAUUGGAAGAAAUGUUGAUCUCCCUGAAGGUGAUAUUGAAGACAUUAUUCUUUCAGAGAAAGAAAAAUUUGUAGUUGAAAAAUUAAACAUUGAACAUGAAUUAAUUUACAAUGCUAAGGCUAUUUUAGCUGCAACAUAUAAAAAGUAUUUAGAAGCAACAAUUUGUUACCUAAAAGCAAAACGGUGGGAAGAAGCUCAUAAUGUACUUGUGAGUCAUUUACUUGCAGAUUUCAUUCUACAAAAAGAAGGCAAAAACACAUUGAAACAAUUAUUGAAUUGGUUAAUAGAAGGAUCCAAGAUAAAUGAUUCAGUACCUACAGUUAUGCUAGAUAGCUUAACUCUACUAGACUAUUUAAAAUUUGAUGAAAAAGUAAAUAAAAUGACUUCUGAAAAAGCAGUAACAUAUAUCAUAUCAUUAUGUGAGCGAGUAUCAUAUUUCUCCGAAAAGACUAUUGAAGAAAGAAUGAUUAAAACUGAAGUAUCAAGUUCCAUAGCUUUGCAAAUCGGACAAUUAAUAACAAAAAUUGAACCAGAAAAUCGUAAGAUUUUAAAAUCUUUAGUUCAACCUUUGAACAAGUUAACACUUACUGAAGAUUAUGCAUUAGAUGAAUUAGUACUCACAAUAUCUCAUUGUAUUUAAAUGUAUUUGAGUUAUCUUUUUUCUUUUUUAUUGAAAUUAAAUUUCUGAAUUAUAUCCUGAAUUUUAACCUUGAAAAUAUAAUUAAAAAGUUGUAAAUA
Sipha flava (yellow sugarcane aphid) is the source of this 5665-nucleotide messenger RNA. It is a transcript of the gene Nup98-96, whose product is annotated as nuclear pore complex protein Nup98-Nup96. Gene Ontology annotation, biological process: protein import into nucleus; post-transcriptional tethering of RNA polymerase II gene DNA at nuclear periphery; RNA export from nucleus. Gene Ontology annotation, molecular function: structural constituent of nuclear pore. NCBI's taxonomy places the organism in Eukaryota, Metazoa, Arthropoda, Insecta, Hemiptera, Aphididae. The coding region runs from base 195 to 5567 and encodes 1790 amino acids. Gene Ontology annotation, cellular component: nuclear pore cytoplasmic filaments; nuclear pore. The record is from RefSeq and is a predicted model, not a curated record. The transcript has 26 exons.